Phialemonium atrogriseum is the source of this 2442-nucleotide messenger RNA. RefSeq lists its product as uncharacterized. The record is from RefSeq and is a predicted model, not a curated record. Lineage: Eukaryota; Fungi; Ascomycota; Sordariomycetes; Cephalothecales; Cephalothecaceae. The coding region runs from base 341 to 2209 and encodes 622 amino acids. The transcript is spliced from 2 exons.
GGUCCCUGCCCGCGUUUGAUGGGAAAAGGUCAAGGAGUUGAGCCUCGAUCCUUGGCUGAAAAUCGAAACAUCGUCAUUUUGUGCUAAGCCCCGUUAAAGUACUGUACUAGUAUGGCGUCCAAUAAUCUUUAUUAAUCUCCACUUACAAAACCUGACACGAAAAUUCGCGAUGCACGUGCCUUGACGUGCCUAAACGCGGUGCCACUGCAUACCUGCCAGACAUGACACCAUGACAUACCAUGCUUCUUGGUGGUUGAAGGAAUCCUGAGGAUGGCCAUGCCAACCAAUUUUUAGGUUGGUAUUGUUGCCACGGGUUUAAUUUUCGGCCCAAAUUUUCAACAUGGCGAAGAACGGCAACCUACUGAGUUUCUUUAAGCGUGUGCCGAAGCAUUCUCAAAGCUCACAAGGCUCGCAUGACCUGGGCUUGCAGGACCCGAGCUCUCAGGCCUCGGUUUCCAUCCCUGCUCAACCAUCGUCGACUCCUCCCCUGCCCUCCUCUCCUCUUCCGGAACAAGAUGAAAAAAGCCCACGACGCAUAGAUGCGGUCAUCAAGGGUUCGGAUGACGAGGACGAUGACUCCCUCUCUUCCGAUGAUGAUCUCCCCAACCUAUUUGCGAAGCCGCGGACCAAUGCAGUCCCAGUCCGAGCAAAUAGGGAGUCCAACCCAUGUGUUACCCCCAAGGCAAAGAGGACCGCAAUAUCUUUCCACUCUUCGCCUUUGGCCUUCAUGCCGAAGCACAAGUUUGAUAUGAAGGCGCUCCUGAACCAUGCCAAGACUCAUGACGCCGCUGAAGCCAGCGCGCAACGCAUGUCUAACAUCCUCUCCGACCGAGAUGCUGCUGCCGAGUCCGCACCGGCUGCUAAGCCGGCCGCGACUCUAUACGAGACCAUGAUGGACGUUUUAUCGGAUGCGGAAGGCGAAGAUAAUGAGGCCGAACGAGACAAGCUACUUCGGGCCGUGAAGCGGACCGAGGCGUCGGUGGAUCGAAAGCACUGGCGGUUCUUUGACCAGGAGCUCAGCGACAGCUGCGUACCUGCCCGCGCCCCCUUCCCAAAAGAUGCUGCCAGAGGUGGGUGGAGGUUUUUGGCGGACCCCAAGACUAGGCAGCACGUCUUCGGCGACGGCUUGACUUACACGAUACAAACAAGGAGGCGCGAUCUCCCGGACGAGAUUGUGCUAUGGGUCCUAGACGAGAUAUCCUACGAGAAAUCCGAGUCGCUCAGACAAGAAUACUGCCGCCUGCUUGGUGUCUGCACCCAGCAAGUCUAUAAAUUCUUCGACGGGGACCGACUCGAUCGUUUGUUCCGGGAACUCGGGGCGCGUGAAGAAGCCCUCGACUCGGCUGCCAAGAUAUCAGGCGUUAUUGAGCAAACGCCCCCUUAUUCAGAACGGAACUGGUCCAUGUUACAAUCCGUUCUCGUCCUCCUGAGUCGGACGUCUAACGCAAUGACCCUCACAUCGCUCACCCACGCAGUGUCAAUUCUCCUUCGGCUCGGUAUUGACACCGUAGUUACUGAAAACAUUGCUAUCCGGAAAGACUUCUCGGAAGCCACUGAGAAGCUGGUAUUGGCCGUCCCUAUAAAGUCUUGGGACAAAUUUUGCGGAGAAGUCUGCCUCUCGUUUUACUUUGCUGUAAACGAAGCCUCGUUAUGGUGGCAUGCCUUGGCUGUUCUGCCGGCAGGCAGGCCGAGGCUUGUGGAGCUUCGCCGGAGACUGGCACUUGUGUGCUUCUUCAAUGACCCUGGACGAGGCAGCCAACACCCCGACGACAACCUCGACAUCCCCGCCGUAAGCGACCGCCUCGAGGACGACGAGUUCGUCGUCGCCCGCAAGACAGACUACUACGAGCUGGCAGCGCGUGCCUCGAUCCUCGGCAUAGCCCUUGGCGAUGGCUGCGCACCUGCUCCCUCGGACGACCCGAGAGUUGUCGCGCAAUUUGACGAGGAGGUCGACAGGCUAUGCAAGAAGAUAAAGAGGGUCUGGUCCGCCAUCGAUACCGGCGGGGCCGCAUAUGUUUCCAGACUCGAGGCGAGGACGGCCUGGCAAACCCUCGAGCACCAGCUGCCACAUGUGGUGCGGACGCGCCCACCGCCCAAGACGGGAAUCCUCGACCUGCCCAAAGACAGGGAGGAUCCGUUCCAGCCCAGGCAACGAAAAUUCAUGACCAAGUUCUUCAAGAAGGACUUGCCUGUCGCACAGCCUGUAUAGGGGUCUUGAAUCAGACAUCACUCUGGCGAUAUCGAUCGCUUAUCCUCAGCCGCCAUGCUUCAAGCAUUGGGCGGUGUUCAGGGUGUUUGGAAGACUUCAUUACCGUGUGUGGCAACAUAUAACAUACAAAUUCUAAAAUGACGCACCCAAUUCAAGCGGGCGGUUAUCGCAAAUGCACCAGAAUCAAGGCACACUCCCAGCAGCCAGUCCAACCCAUGCUGAUGAUGAACAUA